CCAAAGAUCUUUUGUUUUUCCACCCCUACACACACCCACACAACCACACCAGCCGAUAUCAUCCAAAAGCGGUGAAUACACGCCUUGCACAUGCUUCCUUCUCAAUAAACCCUCUCUCUGUGGAUCGCUCUGUUUUCCUAAUUUCUUUCCCUUUAAAAAUUUCACACAAUUUCGCCAACCACUCAUUUUAUUUCCUUGCCCAUAGCUCAAGCAAAAACCCUAAAACGUAAUCGAACCGUAAUUCUCCUUUCAAAAUUGGUGUUUUUUCUAAAAAGCAGCAUUUGCAUUCGAAUUCGAGUUCAAAUUCAAAAUCCGACCAUGGGGUAAAGAAGAAAAAGAAGAUAUAUAGGCGCGAUGGAGUGGGACAGUAACUCGGAUUUGAGCGGAGAAGAUGAUGAUGUGAUUGAGGAAGAAGUCGAGGACGAUUUAGAUGAGGAUGGGGAGAAGCUAGGGUUUAUGUUGAGUGGUGGCGGUGCGGCCUUGCCUUUCCCUAUUGACUCGCUUCUGCAACCGGCGCCCUGUGGUUUUGUUGUGACCGAUGCUUUAGAGCCCGACCAUCCGAUUAUAUAUGUCAAUUCUGUCUUUGAGAUGGUCACUGGUUACCGUGCUGAAGAAGUCCUUGGCCGCAACUGUCGCUUCUUGCAAUGUAGAGGCCCGUACGCCAAACGAAGGCAUCCUCUUGUGGACUCAACUGUAGUAGCAGAAAUUAGAAGAUGCAUUGACCAAGGGAUUGAAUUUCAAGGUGAAUUGUUAAACUUUAGAAAAGAUGGAUCUCCUUUGAUGAAUAGACUGCGUAUGACCCCUAUAUAUGGGGAUGAUGAAGCGAUAACUCACAUUAUUGGUAUUCAGUUCUUCAAGGAAGUAAAUAUUGACUUGGGUCCACUUCCAGGAUCCUUGGUAAAGGAGCCUACAAAACUACUGGAUAAGUACCGUUCUAGCCUUUCUUCUAGUGGACCAGUCUCAGAAGGAAACCGCACUAUCAGUCGUGGGUUUUGUGGUAUAUUGCAGUUGAGUGAUGAAGUCCUAGCCCUCAAGAUUCUUUCACGGUUAACCCCGAGAGAUAUUGCGUCUGUUGGUUCUGUUUCUAGAAGACUUUAUGAGCUCACAAAAAAUGAAGAUCUUUGGCGAAUGGUCUGUCAAAAUGCAUGGGGUAGUGAAACAACUCGUGUGUUAGAGACGGUGCCGGGAGCUAAAAGAUUGGGUUGGGGUAGAUUGGCUAGAGAAUUAACUACUCUAGAAGCGGCAGCAUGGAGGAAGCUAACUGUUGGAGGUGCUGUUGAACCUUCACGUUGCAACUUCAGUGCAUGUGCAGUAGGGAACCGUGUUGUACUCUUUGGUGGAGAGGGGGUCAACAUGCAACCAAUGAAUGAUACUUUUGUAUUGGACUUGAAUUCCAGCAAUCCAGAGUGGAAAUAUGUCAAAGUCAGCUCUCCUCCUCCUGGACGUUGGGGGCACACACUCUCUUGUGUGAAUGGAUCUCAUCUUGUUGUGUUUGGAGGCUGUGGAAGGCAGGGCCUCCUGAAUGAUGUCUUUGUGCUGGAUUUGGAUGCCAAACAACCAACUUGGCGUGAAAUCUCUAGUUUGGCGCCUCCGCUUCCAAGAUCUUGGCACAGCUCCUGUACCUUGGAUGGUACCAAGUUGAUAGUCUCUGGUGGUUGUGCAGAUUCUGGUGUGCUUCUAAGUGAUACUUUCCUGCUUGAUCUGUCUAUAGAGAAGCCUGUGUGGCGUGAGAUACCGGUGACGUGGACUCCACCUUCUCGUUUGGGCCACACGCUGUCUGUUUAUGGAGGCAGGAAAAUACUUAUGUUUGGGGGUCUUGCCAAGAGCGGUCCUCUGCGUUUUCGAUCAAGUGAUGUAUUUACCAUGGAUCUCAGCGAGGAAGAACCAUGCUGGAGAUGUGUUACAGGAAGUGGAAUGCCUGGUGCCGGAAAUCCUGGAGGCGUUGCUCCUCCACCAAGGCUUGAUCACGUGGCAGUAAGUCUCCCUGGUGGCAGAAUUCUGGUCUUUGGUGGGUCCGUUGCUGGUCUUCACUCAGCAUCUCAGCUCUACAUUUUGGAUCCAACAGAAGAGAAGCCUACAUGGAGGAUAUUGAAUGUACCUGGUCGGCUUCCAAGAUUUGCUUGGGGACAUAGCACAUGUAUUGUUGGAGGAACUAGAGCAAUAGUCCUCGGAGGUCAAACUGGUGAAGAAUGGAUGCUCAGUGAGCUUCAUGAACUAUCCUUAGCGAGCUCUGCCAUAUGAAUAAAAAGGAAAGGUAAUAAUCAAGAGAAGGUGUUGUGCUGAAUUCACAAUGAAAAUUUUGCCUCAAGAAUAAAGGGAGUCCCGAGCAAACUAUUGCAGUGCAGUUUACACAUUGCACCAAAUGCACAAAUGAUUAGCAAGUACCCUUGAAUUAGUGGCUGUCUUGUUUAUUCUUGUGUGGCUCAUAGGCCAUGUUGAUCAGAUGGUUCUGUUGAGCUGAUGGUCUUAAUUGAGCUUAAUUUUGCAGGUUUGCGUGCAAUGAUUUCGCUUGAUGCACUUGAAUUAUUCACCCUUUGAAAGCUAGCUGUAGCUUGAUAGAUCAGUAGGUUAUUCUGUAUUCUUAGGUUAGUUUGUAUUGUGUAUUGGAUGUGUGUGUUGUUCAACUUCUGUAAUUUGAAUCCCUUUGGGCAAACAUGGAAAAAAAGAAAAAGUAAAGGGAAAAAAGGUAAAGAUUUGUAGAACCAGAUGCAUGGGGGUUUGUAUUAGAUUUAUAAUUACCCUUUGCUAUGUUUAAUAACAGUUCAUGCAAUGACAUGUUUGUUGACUGUUUAAAGCA
Molecule: messenger RNA, 2797 nt
Organism: Nicotiana tabacum (common tobacco)
Lineage: Eukaryota; Viridiplantae; Streptophyta; Magnoliopsida; Solanales; Solanaceae
Product: adagio protein 1
Biological process (GO): response to blue light; circadian rhythm
Cellular component (GO): cytosol; nucleus; SCF ubiquitin ligase complex
Molecular function (GO): protein binding
Source: RefSeq, a predicted model, not a curated record